UGGAGGUGGAGGCUACGACGACAUUCAGAAAGAGCCUAUGAGGAGGGAGAGAAUGAGCGAGAGACAGAGCGGGCACAGGAAAGAUAAAGAAAGAAAAAGUUAAGGGAUGGCCUAUUUCUCUACAACACUCAUCUGUGCCUGAUGUGCUUGCUUUAAUAGAUUAUGAGCUGUUUGGACUGAUGAGAGAAGUGUUGAAAUUCAGGUAAAACAAAACAACAGUACAAGGUGUAGAUAAAAAGUAGGAGAACCGAGAUGGUGAAACUCCGAGUUUGAACCGGUGUGGGUGAAUUUGCUCUGGUGUGUGAAGCGUGAGAUCUGGCCUCUGGCUCGGUGCAGCACCCUGACAGGCAGAUCCGUUCACCUGCUGCGACAGUGUCGGUAUGGAUUCCACUGCUCUUUUGACUGUAGUAGGUGUGGCCGUUGUCGUGCUGCUCAUCUUCCUGACCGGUCUUUGCGUGAACUGCAAAGGAAGCAGCCAACCAAUAUACAUAAGACAGAAUCCUCGCAACAGUGAAUCGUCUCAUAACACUCUCCCCUCUAACAGGAACCCAGGAUUUACAGUCCUUCGCUCCUAUGUAGACCCUCCUAAUUUCAAUGUCGCACCAGCUCAGCAUUCUCAACACCAGCUCGCUUCACCGUCGAUGCCCGAUACGAGACGGAUCUCUGCCUGUCCAUCCUCUGAUGGUGGAAGCCAGAGUGACUACAUCAACCAGAAUGUGGACAACGAUGCCGUAAGCUAUGAGCAGCCUCCUGAAAAGGUCGUGGACUAUCCAGACUAUCUGGACGUGUUACCAGAUGACCACAACAUGUCUCAGCAGAAUCUGGCCUCCUCAUUGAAUUCAGGGCAGAGUUACCAGAACAUUGAAAAUGACAACGAUGAUGAUUCAGAUAGUCAGCAUUAUAUAAAUGUCAACGAGGACAGAGUGCCUGCAGCUGAUACUCCCAUUGGAUCAUUUGGGAGCUGCAGCAGUGACGGCCAGGGCAGCUCUGACUACGUCAAUGCUCCUAAACACAUUAACUUCCACUUGGGCUGAUUAAACACACCAAGACUUGAUUCACCAUCAGAUUCUACAGGAGGAUUUUAUACCAUAAAAGAGGGGGCAGUGGUUGCUCAAUGGUUCAAGCUCCAGCACCGCCAAUCUGCCAUUGUUACUCCCUUUCACCCCCUCUGCUCCUGGGGCACUGUAACACCAACCCUGUGCUCUUUCCCCAAUAUCCUAACAAGCUGGGCUAUGCGAAGAACAGAAUUUCACUUUGCUGUAAUAUUGUAACAAAUAAGGCGGGGUUUUUUGUUGUUGUUUUUGCAUCUAGACAAAUAUUUCAGUGUGGACAAAAUGCUGAACAGAUGGACAGAACAAUGAUUCUGUCAAAAAAUAUUAAGGAAUAAAAAUUAGACAUUAGAUUUCACUGUACUUUUUUUGAUGUCCUGUUGGACAGGAUUUGCUGACAGUUCCUGAGAAUAUUAUCUUUUACUCGUUUAUUUUCCGACUUAAUACAUGACAGUUUGUUUUUAUUUUUAUUAGAAUUGCGAUGAAAUCAGUUGUUUUGGGGUUGUUUUUUUUUUUUUGGCUGUCGUAUGUAACUUUGUUGCCUGAUAACUGAAAUAAAUUAU
Molecule: messenger RNA, 1612 nt
Organism: Hemibagrus wyckioides
Lineage: Eukaryota; Metazoa; Chordata; Actinopteri; Siluriformes; Bagridae
Gene: lat
Product: linker for activation of T cells
Exons: 13
Coding region: 381-1034 (217 amino acids)
Source: RefSeq, a predicted model, not a curated record